AUGGCAGACCCUGAGAGAGUUACAGUUACAGCCUCAGUGUUCGCCAUUAUUACCGCCGCUAUUCAGUCAACGAACGCACUGAAGGAGACUGUCCAGCGCUUCAAACAGCGCAACAAAACAUUAGGCAGACUCCAAAAUGGGCUUGAGGAUCUCUCUAGGACCCUUUUUAUAUUACGUCAAAUGGUUGAUACCGACGCAUCAGUACUGGCGCUUCUCCAAGGUCCAAUUGAGCAAUGCAGCCGAUUAUGCCGCGAGUUUGAAGAUUCUAUGAAAGCUUUUGAUACGAGAUCAAAAACAGGCUUUCAAGAUUGGGCGGGAAUGAAAUUCAUGGCAGGCGAUAUAGAUGAGUUUAUCGACACACUCGCAGGAUACAAAUCCACCAUCUCUAUAGGUCUAUGCACCAUCACAAUUUCGUGA
Molecule: messenger RNA, 417 nt
Organism: Aspergillus calidoustus
Lineage: Eukaryota; Fungi; Ascomycota; Eurotiomycetes; Eurotiales; Aspergillaceae
Source: the annotation of a GenBank genome assembly